UCUCUAGUGUUCUCACCCCUCUGCCCCAAGCCCAGUCAUCCUAAAGCUCCCCAGAAGGAGGGAGGGAGGCGCAGGCCAGUCUCCCUCCUGGCUAGACUACACAUCCGCCAGGCCCAGGUGGCUGCCUCCACAAGGGCUGGAGCCCCCAGGCGGGUUCCUCCCCUCCAAGGAGAUGCAGUUUCCUGGGUCCGGAGGGCUUUAGGUGAGGCCCAGCCAGUGGAAGCCCUUCCCUGCCCCGCCCUGGAGGCGGGGACUGCUCACAAAGCUUCCUGUCAGGCCUGAGGCAAACUGGCCGAGAUGGAGGGUUUUUUCCCCUCCUCUGACAUGUGCCUGAGUCGCAGCUGAAAGGAAAUGUGUCAUCGGUGGUUUAGUUUUAAAAGUGGAAAGAAAGCUCGCCGCCGGCCUGACUGACUUUAAUUUUCACACUCUGCACAUCCCGUUGGGUGCUUUGUCAGCUGGGCUUCCAGAAGAGCCGGACACGCAGGGCUCGAACCCUGCCUGGCCCUCAGCCUCUCCACAGCUUUGGUCAGACUGAUUACCAGGUGAGCUUGGCCAUGGAGCCUACAGGAUGUUACUUGCAUGCUGCUCUUCUGGCAACCACCAUCUUUUCCUGGAUUCCCCAAGCCAAAGCAAAGGAUGAGCCCUUCUGGGCUAUCAAUAGUACUGCCUGGGACAGUGUGAUUCAGAAUAAAACAAAUGGGAGCCUCCUAAACCCAGAGACUCCAGAACCAGACACAGUCAAUCCUCCCUACGAGGUGGAGACGAGGACGCCAGAGACCCCACCUCCCUCCCCGUCCUUAGUGCCCCCAUCUGGACGCCAUCUUGACACACCUCCUUCUCCUCUGGAUAGCAGCACUAAGGUCCCGCAGAGCACUGACCACCCGGGGAAGGGUCAGGAUGACGUGCUGAAAAGGGACAUUUGUGAAGAGGGCAACAACAAGAUGGCCAUGCUCAUCUGCUUGGUCAUCAUCGCCGUCCUCUUCCUCAUCUGUACCCUCCUGUUCCUGUCCACUGUGAUCCUGGCAAACAGAGUGUCUUCCCUCAAGCGAUCAAAGCAAGUGUACAAGCGGCAGACGAGAAGCAAUGGGGAUUUUCUGGCCACCAGCGGCCUGUGGCCUGCAGACUCUGACACGCUGAAAAGAGCAGAACAGCUCCAAGGGCCACGGCUGAUAAUGCAGGCCACGGGAACCCUCACUGCUCAGAGGGAAAGGAAGGAUGAUGGGGCAACUGAGAAACUCGCUCCCUGAGAGAGGGGCAAAGAGAAGGGAUCAAUAAAGUUGGGUGGGUGGUGAAGGAAGCAAUCCUGUAUUUGUGCUUCUGGUAGUCCAGAAACUAAUAGGACAAAGGUCAGACAGGAAGAAUGAAAGGGAAAAGUAUGUCUGCCCAGAGGACCAGUCAGAGGAUCUGGGUUCCAAUUCUGACUUUUCUUUUACUGGGUGGUCCUGGCCGAGUCAUUUGGCCUUUAUUAAGAGCCCCUAAUCGGGGAUCUAUUGAGUAAGAAUGUUUGGACCAUAAGGCCUAUGAUCCUAUUCAGUCACAUACUUUAAACCUGCACUUUUAUUAGGAACCUGAAGGUUUCAUAGGUUUCAUGGGAUAUUGGUCAAGAAGGCCAAAGAUCUUGGAAGGUUUUAUAAUAAGGCAGCAAAGAAUCCGGACACAAGAGAAAUGUUGUAAAGAGAUGGCACAAGACAGAGCAAGGGAAACAUUCACCCUCUUAGCAAGAGCAUUUGAUAGAAGCUCCAUCUUAACCUGGUCGGAAUAACUGAAAUUUGAUAGUUUAGUCCAUCCUCCUAACUAGUCACACGUUUCUAGCGGUUAACAGAAGCCAUCCAAGUCCUAACUCACUUACAGGCAUUCAGACUGACAUGGUACCGCCUUCCAUUUCAACAAAGCUGGUUCUAAGCCAGUGAUGUGUGGGACUUUCCAUGAUGUGCAAGAACUCAGAAAGCUUAUUAAAAAUACUAUUUUACCUGAUAAA
Monodelphis domestica (gray short-tailed opossum) is the source of this 1978-nucleotide messenger RNA. It is a transcript of the gene EVI2A, whose product is annotated as ecotropic viral integration site 2A. The record is from RefSeq and is a predicted model, not a curated record. Gene Ontology annotation, cellular component: membrane. NCBI's taxonomy places the organism in Eukaryota, Metazoa, Chordata, Mammalia, Didelphimorphia, Didelphidae.